Molecule: messenger RNA, 10361 nt
Organism: Blepharisma stoltei
Lineage: Eukaryota; Ciliophora; Heterotrichea; Heterotrichida; Blepharismidae
Source: the annotation of a GenBank genome assembly
AUGUGACAAAAGUCCAAAAAAUGGUCCAUGAAGAUCGGAAGUGCAUCAAAAGACCAGGCGAAGGAGAAGGAACUUUUCAAAGAUCUUUAUAUGCAAGCCACAGUUCUGAAUCCUGAUGUCUUAAGAUCUCCAGAAAUUGCUUUAAAAGUUCUCAAUAUGCUUAUAUCAAAUCAAUCAUUGGACCAAAUCCAAAGUGAAUUGGUUGACCUCCUAGGCUUUGACUGCAUUGAAAUUGUCGGGAAAAUGCUUGAAAGUAGAGAAGCCAUAGUCAAAUCUGUAAAAGCAUUAGAAUCCACAAAGCCUUCUGAUAAAGGGAAAUUUUCGUCCAAUAUCAUCAUCAAAAAAGAAAGCGAAAUCCAAUUUGAAAAAGAAAUGAGAAAAGGGGCAAAAAGAAACAAAAACACUACAAAAUCUGACACUGGGAUUCUGCUUGAUUUAGGAUUUGAUGAGAAUUUCUUGAAGAAUGAAGAACAGAUUAAAGAAGACGAAGAUAUGGAACAGUUUACAAGCCAGCUUGAAGGGGGAAGCGGAUUUCAAAACAAGGCUCUGCCAAGCACCCUUUAUGAAAUCCAAGAAAAGUACUAUACUGAACAAGUUCUGCCUGCAAUUCCAAAAGCUGCAGUGUCAAAAGAUCAUUUGAUCCCUAUUGAAGCUUUUGAAGAAUGGUGCAGGCCAGCAUUUGCAGGGAUUUCCCACCUGAAUCCGAUGCAAACCCAAGUGUUUGAAGCAACUUAUUUUACAAAUGAUAAUGUCCUUGUUAGUGCUCCAACUGGAGCAGGCAAAACCAAUAUAGCCCUGAUGGCUGUUAUGAGGGUUCUUAAGAACGCUAUGGAUGAAAACGGGACUAUUUCAGAACCAUUCAAGAUUAUUUAUGUCGCUCCAAUGAAAGCACUUGCUGCAGAAGUGACUGACAAAUUUAGCUCUCGACUUAAAUAUUUAGGAAUCUUUGUGAGGGAGCUGACAGGAGAUAUGCAGUUGACAAGGAUUGAAAUGGCAAGAACCCAUAUUAUAGUGACAACUCCUGAGAAGUGGGAUGUGGUUACUAGGAAAUCUGAGUCCAUAGCUCCUCUAGUUAAACUGCUAAUUUUGGAUGAAAUCCAUCUUCUAGAUGAUGAAAGAGGCCCAGUUCUUGAAAGUUUGGUUGCAAGAACUCUUCGACAAGUUGAAUCAUCCCAGUCAUCCAUCAGAAUAGUUGCUUUGUCUGCAACUUUGCCAAACUAUUAUGAUGUCGCUUCAUUUUUGAGGGUUCCAGAUAAUGCAUGCUUUUAUUUUGAUGGAAGCUAUAGACCGGUUCCACUUGAGCAGAGAUUCAUAUCUGUGAAAAGUGUUGUAAAUAAACAGCAGCAGCAAAAUAUGAUGCUGGAAGCCUGCUAUGACAAAGUUUUAGAACAGGUCAGAAAUGAUCAACAAGUCAUGGUUUUCGUGCAUUCAAGAAGAGACACAAUUAAAACUGCAGAAGGGCUACUUAACCUAGCUGUACUCAAUGGAGAAGUUGGGGAUUUUGAUUGCUGCUAUUCUUUGGCAUCUAAAAAAGAAGUAGAAAAGAGUAAAAACAGAGAUCUCAGAAAUCUUUUUGAGCAUGGGUUUGGAAUUCAUAAUGCUGGUAUGCUGAGAAAAGAUAGAAAUUUGACUGAAAAAUUGUUUAAGGAAAAGAACCUUAAAGUGCUUGUGUGUACAGCUACUCUGGCAUGGGGUGUUAACUUGCCAGCACAUUGUGUAGUUAUUAAAGGAACUGAAAUUUAUGACACAAAUGCUGGAGAUUUUAGAGAUAUUGGAGUUUUAGAUGUGCAGCAGAUUUUUGGUAGAGCAGGGAGGCCGGAUUAUGAUACUUCUGGUUUAGCAAUUAUUAUCACAACAGUUCAGAAAAUGCCAAAAUAUUUGGAAAUGCUUGUUUUUCAACGUCCUAUAGAAAGUAAGUUUUUAACCAACCUUAAAGAGGGUGAUGUUAAAUAAAAUGCACAGUACUUUUUACAGCCCCCUCCCAAGACCUAUAAAAAUGACUGUAAUUUAAAAAAUGGUUUUUUGGUAAAACAGUAUACUUUUUGAAUUUUUCCAAACAAUUUGUUGAAAAUGUAAACAGCGUUUUUACCAGCAAAGCCAAAUUAUACUUAUUAAUAAAAAAGCACUCUAAUUUGGAAUGUAUAAAAGUAUCAAAAGCUGCGCAUUUAUAUUUUACUCUGAAUUAAUCCUUUUGCAAGCAAUAUUAAUGCAGUCUGCGAUUAAUUUUGACUAAUUUAUGUUUUCUUUGGUAUUUUUUUUCUAAUUAUCCUCUUAUAACAGAUUGCUGAUAUUCUUGUGAAAGAUCUGCCUAAUUCUGUAAUAAAAUAAAUUUGAACUUAUUAUUGUAAUUUCUUAAAGAUAAAUGAAGCAAUUUCUCCAUCACUUAUUUGUGGUUUUUUUUAUAAUUUCUAAAUAUUGAUCAGCUUUAUUUUUAUAUAUUUAUUGUAAUUUUCCAUAGCAAACUGGUAUUUUCUUUUUGAAGGAUCUUGCGAAAUUUUUCAUCGUUUAUCUUCCAAAUUUAAAUGAACAAUACAUCUGGAUCAGCACAAAUGGUACCUCAGUACCCCCACCCCUUAUAUAGGCAAUAAUGUAAAUCUUAUGUAUUAAUUAGAAAGAGAAUUUGAGAUAAUAGUAAAAGCAUAUUAAAAAUGUUCAAAGAUCAUCUUCUAUAAAAAUAAGUAAACAAUAAAAAAUAUUUGAACUCCUAAGAUUAUAGUGACUAAUAGGGGAUAUAAGGGAGGAUAUUAUUAUUAACCCUGCCCAGCACAACUUAUUAAAUCAAAUAUUCAGGUGAUUAAAUAUAUAACCCAAAACCACUAUCUAUUGAUUAUGACUAUUAAGAUUAAAAUUUCAAUUGAAAACGCUGCUUUUAAUAUUGGCAAGACAAUUAUCCAAGCAAAUAGGCAGAAGGCAAACUAUUAAAGAAGACUUUAGUUAAAGAUUGAAUAAUUAGGAAGAAAGCUUAAUAAUUAUGCUUUAUCUCCAUAUAUUUCCUUUAACAGUAAAUCCUUUUUAUAUUUAUGUUUAGUAUGAAUAUAGUUAGCUGUUAUUAUAUUCGCAUAGCUAAUUAGUAUAAUACUAGCCAGCAAUAAUUUUAUAUUUAUAAAAUAUUAUACUUCAGUCAGCCAUCUCUCUAGAUAUUAUAUGGUUAUAUAGUGGUUCUAGUAAAUAGAUAUCAAAUGAUAAAUAGAAUCAAAUAUGUAAAUCCCGAUUUUUUCCAAAAUAUAGAAAGAAAAUAAUAUAAUCACCAAUUAUGCAUAUGGAAUGCUAUGCUUAUUCUGAAUAUGCGCAAGCUCUAGUAUUUUUGGGAUUUCUCAUAAGUAAGGAAUAAUAAGGUUCCUAGUUUUCCAAGCUAAUCUAGAGUUACUUAAAUCAUUAACUCCUUCAUCAGCCUUCAAAAGUCUAUAAUUGCUAUGUGCUCUCCUUUUAAAUUUUUUUUAUAGUUUCUUCUUUGUAAGUAAUUCAGGCUAUCAGCUUUGGGAGGAUAAAUUUUUCUCAUCUUUCUGUUCUUCUGAUAGCAUGCUAACAUAUAAAUGAUCGUAUAUUAGAGUUUUUUUAUCUAAGAAACCAUAUACAUUAUUAAAUGGAUAAAUAAUUAUAUAUUCCAUCUAAAUUCGGCUUUCAAUGCGAAAGAGGAAAUAAGCCAUUCUCUCUUUUUCAUUAAUUUUCUGUUUUUCUAUGAUCUCUUUUUAUGAAUAUUCUUACCGAGUAAAUUUUAUUUGUAAUAUGAAGCAAAAUUUGAUAUAGCUCAUCUUAUAAUAAAAUAGUUAAUAGACUUUCUUUUAUUGAAUUUGGCAGGACUCUUCAAGUUUAUUUUCUACAUUGGCAUAUUAAAGGGUGCAAUAUAAAAAAAUUCUUGAAUUUAAUGGAUUGCUUGAAGUUAAAUUCAAUGAUGGUUUUUGCAAGCAAAAAUCAUAAUGAUUGUUGUGAGAAAAACAACAAGUUUAAAGUUAUUUCUUGAGUUUGAUUAGUUUCUAUUGACUUUUUAUUUUUAGGGAAAUGGAUCGCCAUCUGAGGCGAAAACUGCAACAAUCUGCCGGAAACGGAAUGUGAGAGCGUGCAUGUGCUUCAGUGGAUUCUAUUCCAGAUGAUAUGUUUGAUAGGUAUGUUGACGCAGGAUAUCUUGACGAUGUCCUCGAUGAUGUUAUGGAUUAUUUUAUGGAUGACUAUGAAGAUGAAGAAGAGUGGCUUGAUGAGAGAGUAAGUGAAGAUGAGCUGGUUGAAGAAAGUGAUAGAGAAGAUUUAGCGGAAGUUGAGGCUCAGGAGAAUUUAGCUAUCAAAAUUGGAUGGAGAUAUAAUGGGAGGAUCAGAAUUGAUACAAGACUUGCAUAAACUUUAGGAAUGAAGGAGUGUCAUUAAAAACCAAAAGCCAAAGAAAAGUAAAAAAUUCAAAAAAGCAGAAAAGCAAAACAUUCAGGAAGAGCCAAAAAAACCAAAAAAAAGCCCAAAAAGAAUAAAAGCCAUAAAAAUUAACUUUGCCCAAAAAUCAAUAAAAGCCAAAAAGUAGAAAAAGUUAAAAGAGCAAACAAGGAAAAAAGACCAAGCGGGACAAAAAAGGAUAAGAAAGUAAUUGAGCCAAACAAGGUGAAUGCAGGUGGAAAUUUAGAGACUCGAGAACUUGAAGAUUUUGUUAGGGUAAUUUCGAACGUCAAGGUGGAAACACCAAUAGUGGUGGGAAAAAAACCUGGAAAAGGAGGAAAAAGCACAAACAGUUCGGUAUAAAUCGCUUAUUUUUGGUGAAAAAAAACCCAAUUUUAAGUUCAAAAAUUUGAUUAAGAGCCCAUAAGGGCUUAGCGAUGCUGAGCAUCACAUAAAUAAUGAUGAUGAUGAUGAUGAUGAUGAUGAUGAUUAGUUUUUCUAUUGUCCAUGGUUGUGGCAUAAUAUCAAAAUAUAUAUUUAUGGCAAUUCCAAAUAGCUCUGAUGCUACACAAAGCUCAAUGUCUCCUCCUCAAAAGCCAUUUCUUUUCAGUUUAUUUGCGUACUCAUAGAAGUUACAUCGAUUUUCUAUUUGAAUUAAAUUCUCAAGCAUUGGGCAAUAUAUAAUUUAUAGCCUAUUAUGCUCAUUUUAUAAUUCAAAUUAUCAAAUAGGUUCUAUUAUAAAAUUCAUAUUGAUAAUAUAUUAUAAUUCCCAUCUUCAUUGGUCAAAAUAUAAUCAGCUAUCAUAGUUCUAAUAGCCGCGUGGCCUUCUUGAGUAUUUGAAAGAAUAUAAGAAAUAGCUCGAUAUAAGCAAUUGACGUCACCUUUAAUAGGAACUAAUUUAAAAUUCUUAUUCUUUCAAUGAUUUCUUUCUCAUUCUGUUUUUUGUCUUGGUCAUUUGAACUUAAGCUAGGCUGUUCUGGUAGUUUUAAAAUCGCUUGGAUCAUUAAAGGGUUAUUCUCAUCAUAAUCUGAAAAGCCUGCUGAAGACUCGGAAACUGCUAUUGGCAUUUUUUCUGGUUUUCAGAGUCUUUCUCUUCUGAUAAAUUUAAUUCAUCAAGAAUUGAUAUAUUAUUAUUAAUAAAUGCUCAUAAUUAUCUUUUGAUUAUAUUUAUUUCAGAUCUAAAAGGUAUGAGCAGUUACUAUUAUUUUCUUAUACAACUGAUUUUAAUUCUUCUCCUUCAAUGUUUUUUAUUUCACCCUUCAAUGAAAAUUGCUUGUGAUUAUUAUCAGCUUUUUAUGUCCCAACUAAUCUGCUUUAAUUUCAUCAUUUCAUAUUUUAUAGUGUGCUUUUUUCCUCUUAUUUUGAAAGGCAAAAAUAUAUAAUUGUGUAUCAUGUUUUACAUUCAUUUAGGCAAUAUUGUUUGCUAUUUAUUAGUAUCUAAUAUAUACUACUUAUUAUAAAAUCCUACUUUCUCUGCUUAAAUUUGCUUAUUCUUGAUAGAAUAUAAUUUUUAUAUUUCAAAAAGUAACUUUUGUAUAUUUUCCAUAUCAAAAACCAUUUUUGAAAGUUACAAUCAUUUUUAUAGGUCUUAGGAGGGUUUAAAAAAAGUGCAGUGCAUUUUAUUUAACCUCACCCUCUUAAAGAUGCUCUCAAUGCUGAGGUUUCUCUUGGCACCGUUACAAAUUUGCAAGAAGCUAUGAGGUGGCUUACUUAUACCUAUUUCUACGUCAGAGUUAAAAAGAGCCCUCUAACCUAUGGCUUCAGUUUAGAUGAGUCCAAAACCCCUCAACUACUAAGUUUAAACAUAGAAAAAAGAAUCAUAGAAGCUUCCAAAGCCCUCAACAUCUUCAAAAUGGUUCGGUAUGGAGAAAACAACUAUACAAUGUCUACCACAGCCCUAGGCAGAAUUGCCUCAAAUUUCUAUAUUAGAGCUGAGACCAUUGAAGUUUUCAACGAAACUCUAAAACCAGCCCUCACAGAUGAUGAAAUAUACAGAAUGUUUUGUGAAUGUUCAGAAUUCAAACAAAUCAAGCAAAGAGAAGAAGAACUGAUUGACCUUAACAUCCUAGUAAACGAAGUUAGCGGGAACUGGAUUGAGCUUAAAAAAGAAGAUGCAUGCACCACCUAUGGAAAAGUAAUUUGUCUGAUGUAUGCUUACUUAAUAGGAUAUCCCAUCGAAGCCUUCUCAUUAGUAGCUGAUAUGGCUUAUAUUGUACAAAAUGGAGUCAGAAUCCUUAGAGGGCUCUUUGAAAUCUGCAUGAAAAGGUAUUGGUCUUAUAUGGCUGAGAGGCUAUUGAAAAUAAGCAAAAUGCUGGAUAGAAGAGUGAUGGACUGGAUGAGUCCUUUGAGGCAGUUUUCAACAUUUGGGAAUUUAGGAGGCUACACUGCUUCUACAAGUUCGAGCUUCUUCCAAGGAGGAUACAUCUCUGAUGAACUUGUGCAGAAAAUUGAAAGUCUUGGCAUCACAAUAGAGAGAAUCAAAGAAUAUGAAUUAAAUGAGCUUUCAUUGCUGCUAAGGAGGGAUGAGUCUGCAAAAUCUGCAAAGCAAUUUGCUAGUUAUCUGCCUAUUUUAGAUCUAGACCCAACUUUGCAGCCGAUUACAGGAAAUAUUAUUAAGGUCCACCUAGAGAUUUCUCCAGAUUUUACUUGGAGAGAAAGGUGGCAUGGACAAAGCCAAGGCUAUUGAAUUUGGGUUGAUGAUGGCCAUGAUAUUCUGCACUUUGAGUACUUUGUUCUGCACUUAAAAGCCCUGCUUAAAGAUGAGAAGCCAACAGUCACAUUUGCAAUUCCUAUUCACAAGCAGAGAGCUGGAGACCUAUUUUAUAUAAGAUGUUUCAACGACCAUUGGUAUGGUGCUGACACAAUUGUGCCUAUAGAAAUCGAUCAAUCUCUUCUACCAAGUGAGGAAACCCUUCAUACUGAACUUCUAGAUUUAAAUCCUCUCCCUAAAUCUGCCUUGCAAAACGCCACCUUUGAAAGCUUAUACAAAUUCCAAUUUUUCAAUCCAAUUCAAACGCAGACAUUCCACACCCUCUACCAUCAUGAUACAAAUGCCUUGGUAGGUGCUCCUACUGGCUCUGGAAAAACAAUUAUAGCAGAAAUUGCAAUGUUCAGAGUUUUCAGCCAAACUCCUGACAAAAAAAUAAUCUAUAUAGCUCCACUAAAAGCUUUAGCAAAAGAAAGACUGCGAGACUGGAAUGUUAGGCUGGUAGGAAUUGGGAAAAAAGUUGUAGAACUGACUGGAGAUUACACACCUGAUAUAAAUGCAUUGAACGCUGCUGACGUAUUGGUGACAACUCCUGAAAAAUGGGAUGGUAUUAGUAGAAAUUGGCAGCAUAGAGAAUAUGUGCAAAAAGUCGCGCUGGUUGUGAUUGAUGAAAUUCAUCUGCUGGGGCAAGAUAGAGGGCCUGUGCUGGAGGUCAUUGUAUCUAGAAUGAGGUAUAUGUCAAGCCAGAUUAACAGUAAUGUUAGAAUUAUUGGGCUCAGCACUGCUUUGGCCAAUGCUCAUGAUCUUGGAAACUGGCUUGGUAUCGAAAAGCCUGGAUUUUUCAAUUUCAAGCCUUCAGUCAGGCCAGUCCCACUGCAAGUCCACGUUGAUGGAUUUCCAGAAAAAGCUUACUGUCCCCGCAUGGCAACAAUGAAUAAGCCAGCUUUUAACGCAAUUAUGAGUUACAGCCCUAAAAAGCCAACUCUCAUCUUCGUGUCUUCUAGAAGGCAAACCCGACUGACCGCUUUUGAUUUAAUUGCCCACUGUUCAGCACAGCUAGGCUCAAGCACCGGAUUCUUACAAAUUCCAGGAGAAGAAAUGGACAUGAUAAUUCGACGAAUUAAAGAUUCCAACCUCAGACAUGCAUUAAUGUUUGGCAUAGGUAUCCAUCAUGCUGGGCUUGCAGAGUCAGACAGAACUACAGUGGAAGAACUAUUUGCUAAUGAAAGAAUCUUAAUUUUAGUGACGACCAGUACUUUGGCUUGGGGAGUGAACUUCCCUGCCCAUUUGGUCAUUAUUAAGGGCACUGAAUUUUAUGACGCAAAGGAAAAAAGAUAUGUUGACUUUCCAAUUACUGAUGUUUUGCAGAUGAUGGGCAGAGCUGGAAGGCCACAGUUUGAUGAUAAUGGAAUUGUUUGUAUCUAUGCACAGGAAGAAAAGAGAAAUUUCCUCAAGACAUUUUUGUAUCAGCCUUUCCCAGUUGAGUCAUCUUUGGCGGAUCAACUUCCUGACCAUAUAAAUGCUGAAGUAGCGGCUGGGACACUAACUUCGAGAGCAGCUUGCAUUAAUUAUCUUACUUGGACUUAUUACUUUAGGAGGCUUACUAAAAACCCUGCUUAUUAUAAUCUCCAUGAUACAACGGCAGAAGGAGUUAACGAAUUCCUUACAGGUCUUAAGAAAUAGAAUAAUGACAUUGGCGGAAAACGGACUCCGAAGUGGACUUCAUAUGUAGCAAGUAGGCCCAUCCUGAUGAAACUGAAAGCAGGUCCUCUGUCUCUUUUUAAAGAGACCUUUAAGCUUGGGAAUGCUUUACCGAAGAGGGAAGUUUUGUUUCUCCUCCUACGGAUUUUUUCCUGUCCCAGCCAUAUGGGCUAGACAGGUUUUGCCUAUAACAUGGCCUUUUCUCAUUGGGACUAUCGGAGCUUCUCACAGACGGUGGUUCUGCAAGGGAGCUGCUCCUCCAGAUAGGUGCUCAGGACUGGUCCCAAUAAAUCUGAAAAUGGCGCCUCUGUCACUUUUUGCAGUAGAUUGAGGAUGCCUGCCGAAGAGGGAAGCUUUCUUUCUCCCCCGAUAAUUUUCCUGCAAUGCCAUUACAGAGCCGAUCCCUUGAACAGGUGGUUUAUGUUGGAAAUUCAAAAUAGCAGCAUUUUGGAGCCUAAGUGGGCGAUGGCUAGUAAGCCCAUCCUUAUGGCCAGCAUAGCCUUUUAAUUUGAUUUAAUUAACAGGUCUUAUUGAUUCUGUCCUAGGAAAAUUAGCAGAGUCCAAAUGUAUUGAAUUAGAAGAUGGGUUUAUCCAGCCUCUACCAAUGGGCCAUAUAGCAAGUUUCUACUACGUUACACAUAAAACAGUCAAAAUCCUAAGCGACCAGCUGACAGGGACUGCACACUCUUUUGAAGACCUAAUAAAAAUAAUCAGCAGAGUCCCUGAAUUUUCUGAGGUUCCUGUUAGACAUAAUGAAGACAACUUAAACGAAGAGCUCUCCCGUCUUGUGCCGCUCCCAGUUGACCAAAAAUCCCUUGAUUCCCCAUACACUAAAACAAACCUGCUUCUUCAAGCUCACUUUUCAAGAGUCCCACUCCCUAUCAUUGAUUACAUGACUGAUACAAAACUUGUGAUGGAUCAAUGCAUUAGAAUUCUGUUCGCCAUGGUCGACAUAAGUUCACAAGUUGGCUCACUUGAAACUACCCUCAAAAUUAUGACCCUCACACAAAUGGUAUCUCAAGGACAGUGGUAUUACAACUCUUCUUUGCUGAAUUUGCCUGGGAUGAACCACAAUAGGAUUCAUGCACUUUAUCACUCUAUUUAUAAUAUUGAAACUUUAGCACAGCUAGUAGAGAUGGACUUUAAAGAAAUAAACAAAAUUUUGGAUGACCUCGGCUUUAAUAUGAGCAAUACUGAAAAAAAUCAGCUUUUCACAGCUUUGAAAGGCCUUCCAUUAAUAGGAUUGGAAUGGACUGUUGAUGAAGGCGUCAAAGAAGAAAGCUUGUGGGAAGAAGACACACACUUUGAGCCAGGAUCUAUUGUACCAGUUAAAAUUACAAUUGAAAAAGCCAAAAAGAACAUUUCGAAACGUCCUGUUUUCAAUAGGACCGGAAGGAUGACAGAAAUUGGAUUUUGGGUGAUGGUAGGGUGCAAGAAAAAUGACCAAGUUUUAGCGAUAAAGAGAUUCCAGCUGCCAAAUAAGCAUUUCACAAGCUUCAAUCUAAAUAUCCAAGUCCCAAAUGAUCCAAAUAUGCAGAUAUACUUAAUAUGUGAUAGCUAUGUUGGCUUGGAUCAACAGUAUGCGCUUAAGUAA